UUGGUUGGAGCUAUUCGUCUUGUCCAUAGUGACCACUUCCAACUCUUUCUCCGACUCGGCCUCACGAGUGUCACUUCUUCGUACAACGAUCCUCUGCUUUGCUCUGCCCUUCCUUAUUACGAGGAGCCAGGCUGGAUUCCAUGCAGUGGUAGCCGCAGAGAACACUGUGAUUCCGGUAGGUGCCGCCGUCUUGGCAAGCACAGAGCUGCUCAUUGUUGGCUGCAUCUACGGAUUCAAGCGACUAUGGUCAAACAUAUCAAGCAUGGUUGCAGAUCCGGUGAGUGCUACGGGCAGUCUAAAUAA
Haemonchus placei is the source of this 303-nucleotide messenger RNA. NCBI's taxonomy places the organism in Eukaryota, Metazoa, Nematoda, Chromadorea, Rhabditida, Trichostrongylidae. The record is from the annotation of a GenBank genome assembly.